UCCUGCUCUAGCCAGAGUACAGAAACGUUGACACGAUGUCGUUCCUUUCAUCGUGCUUCGGGCGCGGACAUGAUAUGUCGGAGCGAGAGCCUCUCUUGCCGCAAUAUGAGCAGGACACAGAACUGCAGCGGAAGCUGGCCCAGAAGCUGCACAGCUACCAGAUGUACCGCGCCCUCUCCAGAGGAUACAUGCCAAGCACCGAACAGAUCAUCAUCAAUCUACGAACACUCCUUUCAAGCGAUGUCCUCAAUGCGGAUAACGACGACCUGUCAAACAGUGGCAAGCGGCUGGUAACACAGACCAGAAAAUGGAUUCAGCAAUUUAUGGACCUACUUCAGCACAAGAACGACAGAGAUCAAAUCCAAGACCUGAUAUGGUUCUUGAGCAAGAGCAGGAUAUCGGUCGACGUGGACGAUAUUUCGGUCAAGGCAAGAAAGAGCAAAGCCAAGGCAGAUACAAUUGCAGCAUAUCAAAGCCUCCAGACUGUGGGCUCAUUACUGCUCACCAACUCUGACUUCCGAACCUUCCUUGCCGACCUCAACAUCGUAGGUCGACAGGUCUUCAAGGACGCUGCCUUCACACUUUCGACAGUUGCUGAAGAUGCCGGCAAGAAGAUUGAGCCUUCAGAAGCGCAGAAGAACCAGAUUGAGGAGCCAGGCAAUGAUGCAGGGCAUGCCCCCACCACGAAUGAGCUGGGUGAGAAUGCUGCGGAAGUUGCGCAAGUUGUCGUGAAUGGCACAGCGCAGGUUGCGAAGACUGCCGUAGAAAGUGCAAAGGAAGAGCUUUCGGGUGAUGAGGGCAAGACGCUGCUCAAUCGACUCAAGCAGGCUAUCUUGAAACUGCAGAGACGACCAGACUAUUCAGAGUCGGUAUCGACGCUGUCUCUGCUCAUCAAGAGAUACGCUAUCGUCUACUCGCGUGCUUUGGAAGAGGUUGGCAAGACUGCGCAGAAAGACGUGCAUGAGAAUGAAGCUCUCGAUCGAGCAAUGCACAACAUGUGGAUUUUCAUCACAAGUUUUGGCGACAAGAAGGAAUGGGACAAGUCGAAGCAGCUGCUCGACCAGGUCAUGAGUCACAAAGAGAAAGACCCCCAAUUCGAGAGGUUGAUGCAGGAUACUGGAGACUCGCUGCAGAAGCUUUUGACUGAUCCGGACUUCCUAGAUCACGCUGACGAGAAGUUCAACGAGCUGAGGGAAAAGAGUCAAAAGGUUGGCUCGGACAGCGACCUCAGCAAGGACAUCCAGGCACUGCUCCACCAAAUCCAGGUGACAUUUAACAGUGUUCUGCAAGACCAGCAUAUCCAUAAGCUCAUCACAACCACCAUGCGUAUCUUCAGAAUCUUGUCACCGCUUGAUCGGAACACGAACCCAGAGUUGCUACAGGACUCGAUCAACGUAUUUGUCCCUCUACUAGUCGCCGCUAUCCAAUACAUCCCGAUACCACGACUGGAGGUCAGCACUCCCGAAGCUGACAUUCUGCUUGAGAACCUCAUCAUCGAACCCGGUCAUACCGUCAACCAAACCUCCUUCCUACCCUACCGACUGAAGGUGGAGACCUACAACGACCUCGAAAUCCGCAAGGCCAAAUUCAGAACCACAACCGCAACCACAAACCUCAUGACAAUCAAGCUCGACGGCCUGUCCCUCCGAGCCGAAGAAAUCGGCUUCUGGCUCCGCGCACACAAAGGCUUACUCCGCCUCGCAGAUGAAGGAAUCGCCAGUUUCGCCCUCGACGAACGCGGCAUCGACAUCCACAUCGACGUAGAAAUCUGUAAAGACCGUCUCGAACAAAUCCUCACCUUGAAAGCCGUACGCGUCCACAUCCACAAACUCAACUACCAAUUACGAAAAUCCAAAUUCUCCUGGCUCAUGUCCUGGCUCUUCAAACCUCUCCUCCGCCCCAUCCUCCGCAAAACCAUGGAAAAACAACUCGCCACCGCACUCGCAGAUUUCUUCCACGCCGCGAAUCGGGAAUUAGUCUACGCUCGUGAACGUCUUCGCGCAACAAGGAUCAGCGAACCCAAGGACAUUCUCACAUUUUUCAAAGCCGUUGCCGCGAGACUGACUCCCGCCGAAGACCCGGAUUUGUAUACUCGAGUGGGGAUCGCGCAGCCUGGGAAAGGUGUUUUCAAGGGAGUUUAUGCUCCGGGGAGUGUGGUCAAGGUUUGGAAUGAGGAGGCGACGAGGGCUACGGAGAGAAUUGAAGAGUUGGAGGAGGCGGGGUGGAGGAAUGAGAUUUUUGAUACGCAUGUGCUGAGUUUGACGUGAGGGAAACCAAAGAGCUGCUUCUAAUGGGCUAAGAUUGAUUUUAUUAUGAUAUGAUAUGACGAAGGAAAAGAGAAAAAAUUAUGUACAGCACGAGGGAACUUGAACUCGGGAUCAGAUACUGUAGUGUAAGAUUGAGAAUGCAAUGCUUUUCAAGAAUCUCG
Molecule: messenger RNA, 2428 nt
Organism: Pseudocercospora fijiensis CIRAD86
Lineage: Eukaryota; Fungi; Ascomycota; Dothideomycetes; Mycosphaerellales; Mycosphaerellaceae
Exons: 1
Coding region: 36-2267 (743 amino acids)
Molecular function (GO): lipid binding
Source: RefSeq, a predicted model, not a curated record